AUGGGUGGUUCAAGUAGCAGCCCUUCUCCUUCUUCUUCUCCUCCUACUCGUCCUACUCCUCUUCCUCCUUCUCCUCCUGUUAAAACAAUGAUAACAGUCUGUAUUAUCGAUAUUGACGGCCGUAAAGCCGAAAAAGACAUUAACCUUGAAUGGGUAUUCUCCCUGUGGGCAAAAUCCUUGGUAAACGACUAUGAAGUGACAGGAAAAAAUUUAAGUCUGAAAUUUAAUGGACUCGAAAUAACCUAUAAUGGUAAUGAAAGCAAAAAACUCAAAACCUUCGGGUUUUCUUCCAGAUCAGAUAUCUAUAUUUCCCAUGAGCAAAAGGGCUGCAGCACAAUCUCUCUAAUAAUAAAUGACACUUUCACUGGACUUUUAAAAACUGUACAAGCAAAGAUUUAUUGAACAUUUAAAGAAUUCUGUGAAGAGCUCGAAAGAAACCAUGGGAUUUAUGGGAUAAUAUCUCUACAAAAAGAUACCGUUGUCCGAGGCCGUUAUAUUAGUUUUGGCCCCAGUAAAAAUAAAACAUUGAGAGAGCUUGAAGUAAAGAAUCUAAAUGAAGUAUAUAUUGUUGAGCAUAUACAAGGAGGACGCUAA
This is a messenger RNA of Blepharisma stoltei, 594 nucleotides long. The record is from the annotation of a GenBank genome assembly. Lineage: Eukaryota; Ciliophora; Heterotrichea; Heterotrichida; Blepharismidae.